Penicillium daleae is the source of this 1059-nucleotide messenger RNA. RefSeq lists its product as uncharacterized. The transcript has a single exon. Gene Ontology annotation, molecular function: glycosyltransferase activity. The coding region runs from base 1 to 1059 and encodes 352 amino acids. The record is from RefSeq and is a predicted model, not a curated record. Lineage: Eukaryota; Fungi; Ascomycota; Eurotiomycetes; Eurotiales; Aspergillaceae. Gene Ontology annotation, biological process: protein N-linked glycosylation.
AUGAUUCGGACCGGGCGUCCAGAAGACUUCAUGAGCAAGAAGCUUUUCGUUUUUUGUCUCUUUUCAAUUGGAUUCACCAUAUUCCUACUCUUUGGCUCUCCAGCUCCACCAUCGCCUGACGAGCUCAAUGACACUUCGGUGUCCAGUCAACAUCGCCCAACCACAUACGGAGGUCGCCAGGCAAUCAGUACUUUCCUAGCUUCGAAGUCUUCCGAGAAUGCAGACCCAAAUGAUAACGACGAUGCCUACUUUGUGAGCGCGCGGACGCUUAUAUACCAGUUGCUCCACUCUCCCAUCACCAAGCUUCAACACCCAGUCCCUAUCGUGGUACUCGUCACCAAGGAUGUCAAUGAGAGCAAGCGCCAAACUCUUAGACACGAUGGUGCCAUCGUCGUUGAAGUUGAGGACGUCACACAUAGUACGCCCAUUGAUGCUGAACGUUGGACUUCUAUGGCGACGAAGCUGCACGUUUUCGAUCCCGCCAUCGUGCUCUAUGAAAAGGUCCUGUUUAUGGAGGUAGACAUGGUUCUGACCCGUCCAAUCGACAAAAUCUUCCAAGACUUCAGCACCGAGCUUGGCCCAAUUACCAAUGUCUCCCAGGUUGAACCUGGCCUCGGUCCUCUUCCUGAGCAAUACAUUCUAGCCGCCUCUCCAGAGUCACACCAGAAGGACCAUGCAUACCCGUUCCUCGACUCUGCACGUACAGUGAGCACCUUCAAUAGCGGCUUGUUCAUGUACUCUCCCUCCGUCGAGAUGUAUCAAUACUACAUGCGGCUUCUCGAUCACCCAGACCUUUAUUAUGCUGGCAUACCCGACCAGGACCUCCUCAACUACGCCCAUCGCUGGGGUGGACCGAUGUCAUGGAAGCGCUUGCACUGGUCCUGGUACAUCAAUUUGCCUAACCAGAAUGAUCUACAAGGUGAUAUGGCCUUGUUGCAUGCCAAAUGGUGGGAGCAGGGAGCGUCCCUUCCCAGCCAAUCUGUUGAGCAGUUUGCUUUUGCUCGCAGGUGGGAAAUGGAAGGAUAUUGGAUGAGACAAAAUGAAAAGCUUAGUUCUUGA